AAUAUUUUCGAAAAACAAAGGUUCUAAAAUUCUUUUUUAAGUGGUGUACACAAACGUUCGAUUCUUCCGAAGUCUUCCAAAACAGCUAGACGUCAUACGGAACACAUCGAUUGUGCUCUCAGGAGGAAUAGACUAUGAACGCUGGCACAGUUUUGCAAUUGUAAUUCUCUGUGAUUUUGUGCAAGAAACACUUGAAGUUCAAACCAUCGCUGCAUUGCUUUUCCCUGCUUUUUGACCAAAGUUUUCGUCCGGUCCUUCAUCUUCUGAAACAGCUAGAUGUCACACAUCGAUUGUGCACUCAGGAGGAAUUGGCUUUGAACACUGACACAGUUUUGCAAUUGAUGUUUUAAAAUGAGUAAAUCUCAUCGAUUAAGCUACAUUUUCCAUGAAAAUGCUAAUCGUUACGGUACCAGACGAAUGCGUAGGAAACAAGCUUUCCUGAGGAAUGAUGCCGCCAUACCUUCCACCAGUGAUGAUCCAACCAUGCCGUCGGUGAGUAAGGAUCCCACCAGGCCGUCCGCGAGAAAAUAUGCCGAUGACGAUUUGCUUUCACCACCUCCAGUGAAACUACGUUCCUUCUCGAAUUAUGCAACAUUCCAUUCACCGGUAUUGGAUUCAUCUGACACAUCGUCUGAAGAAGCGGAUACCAUCGAUCUAGAAUUCAGGACAAAAAAAGAAAAAAGUCAUCCCUCUUUACGGUCUGGGUCCAAAGAGCAGAUCAGCAGUGAGGGCUCUUCUUUUGAAGAACAAAUGGAUUGUCCUGACAAAGACGACGAAUGUAACGAAACAGAUAUUAAUUUUGAUGAGGGAAAGGAAGAUGAUAUGCAAGAGCCAAUAUGUGCUGGCCUCACUCUCAGUAAGGCAGAAACCAUGAUAAUGCUUCUGCACAUAUUUCUGCGGCACACCGAUAUUAUUAAGAUGGUGAAUUUGAUCGUCGGCGUGAAAGCGCUUCCAGAAACGUACACGCAAUUCAGUAAAUAUUUCACGCGGAAUAAUUACGUUCGACACUACGUUUGUGGCAAAUGUGGACUUUAUAUUGGAGUUUUGAAUGUUUCUUGUCCAAAUUGCAAAUACCAUUCAUCGUUUUUCUUUGUUAUGUUCGAUUAUAUAUCGACCUUAACCGAUAUUUUAAAAAGAAAUUGGACUUCGAUACAGAAAUACAAGUUUCAAGCGAGCGUCUCUAAAGACAUAAUUGACAAAAUCAAUGCCGGAAUUUCUCAUCUAAAAAAUUUCUCUAAUUCGAUAACAUUAGCCCUUAAUACUGAUGGAGUCAAAAUAUUUAACAGCAACGUAAAACGGUCCUUGUGGCCAUUAAUGUUAACUGUAAAUGAACUGCCACCUAAUUUGCGUUUCUUACGGAGAAAUGUUUUGAUCGCAGGGCUUUGGAUAGGAAUAGGAGAACCUAAUCUUGAAGUGUUUUUAAAGCCUUUUUCCGAGAAACUUAAAUCACUCCAUAAUAAUGGAUUACAGAUAGAUAACUAUCAAAUUGAUUCAAUCAAAAUCACUUUAUGUUGUGUGGAUACCAAAGCCCGGAACAAGAUUCAGGCCAUCAAACAAUUCAAUGGCUAUUGUGGUUGCAGUUUUUGCUUGCAUCCGGGUGACCUAAGAGGAAGACAAGUAAGAUAUGGAUACAAGGAAAAUGUUCCCAAGCGUGAUUUGAGGGAUACGUUGAAAACCAUGGCAAUAACUAACGCAACAGGGAAUAUAAUUAUUGGGGUCAAGGGCAUAUCACCGUUAAUAAUGAUACCAGAAUUCGAUCUUAUUCGUGACUGCCCAGUUGACUAUAUGCAUUGCGUAUUACUAGGUGUGUGCCGUCAACUUUGUAGAAUAUGUUAUCAUCAAUACAAAUGUCAACCAAAUAAUGUCAGAGCAGGAUUCUAUUGA
Molecule: messenger RNA, 1884 nt
Organism: Uranotaenia lowii
Lineage: Eukaryota; Metazoa; Arthropoda; Insecta; Diptera; Culicidae
Exons: 7
Coding region: 352-1884 (510 amino acids)
Source: RefSeq, a predicted model, not a curated record